AUGGAUAAAAUAAAAGAAUACGAUAAAGAAAAAGAACAAGAAAAAUGUAAUGUAGUACAAGGUGUUCAAGGUAUUAAAAAAUUAUCAUCAAAAGUAUUAAGUGAUAAACUGAAUAAUUUGGAUGUUAGUAAAGUAUUUGAUAAUAUAGAUGAUCACAUAAAAAAACAUCCAUUUAUAAAUGAUUUAGCAAAAAAGUUUGGUGUUAAACCAUCCUAUAUUAUUGUUCCUUUUUUUUUUUUUUUAUUUAUUUCAUUGAUAUUUGGAUGGGGAGCAGCAUUAAUAUGCAAUGUACUUGGAUUUGCAUAUCCAGGUAUUAUAAAAAAAAUUAAUAGAUUAAAAAGGGAGACGUAUCAAUCUUUUAAAGCUGUGGAGUCUCAAAGUACAGAUGAAACAAAAUUAUGGUUAACAUAUUGGGUUGUUUUUUCUUUGUUUUUUUUUCUUGAAUAUUUAAUUGAUAUAAUUUUAUUUUGGAUCCCUUUUUAUUAUUUAAUAAAAUUACUUUUUCUUUUAUAUUUAUAUAUGCCACAAGUUAGAGGAGCAGAAAUGGUAUAUAAUUUUAUUAUUAGACCAAUUUUAUUAAAACAUGAAAAAACAAUUGAUGACACUGUUCAGAAAAUCAGUCAAACAGCUACUAGCCAUUUAACACAAAUUACAGGAAAUUUAACGGAGAAAUUAGUUCAGGAAGGAAUAAGGAGAAGAAAUGUUAACUAA
Molecule: messenger RNA, 711 nt
Organism: Plasmodium gallinaceum
Lineage: Eukaryota; Apicomplexa; Aconoidasida; Haemosporida; Plasmodiidae
Product: HVA22/TB2/DP1 family protein, putative
Exons: 2
Coding region: 1-711 (236 amino acids)
Source: RefSeq, a predicted model, not a curated record